AACGCUAUUAAGUAGUAAUUAAGUUUUCAAUAGGCCUAAAAACCCGUGUUUAAUCGCGGGCAUGAUUUUACGACAACCAAAGACUGAACACCAUGGAAGAUGAGGCACCUGUCAUCUAUGGAUUAGAAUUUCAAGCAAGAACAAUCUCGGCUCAGACAGCAGAAACAGAACAAAUACGGUUUCUUGUUGGAACACAAUCUCUCCGGUCUGAGAAUCAGGUCCAUCACAUUGAUUUCGAUGAUGAAAAUAAUGUUCUCAAUAAAAAUGUGUUUUUACAUCGAGAGGGAGAAAUAUGGAACCUCACAGCAUCCACCAUUGACAAAAACUUACUGACAACAUGUUACAAUAAAACUUCAGAGUCAAAGGCAGAAAUGAAAGCUGCCAUAUGGAGGAUACCAUGUGAUUUUAAUAGUUCAGAUGAUAGUUCCCAUAGUUCAUUAGAAUUAGUGUGCCAUCUUGACAAUGCAGAUUAUGGUGAUAUGAAAAGUGUGCUUUGGCACCCGACAGGAGAUAACACUACCCUGGUGGGACUAACCGACAGCCAUGUCGUCACUUGGGACUUCGACACUUCGUCUUCAGGGGCCAAAAUUAAAGAAUCUGCUGGGCUUGAAAGCAAAGGUCAGCCGAAGUUUACAUGUGUUAGAUGGAACCCCCAUCACAACUGCACUCAGUUAGCCACCGCCAAUGACUCCUGCAUUAGGGGCUGGGAUCUCAGAUCUAUGCAGCAAGUGUAUCACAUAGAAAAUGCUCACGGUCAGCUAGUGAGGGAUAUGGACUUCAAUCCCAACAAACAGUAUUACAUAGUGAGUUGUGGUGAUGACUGUAAAAUAAAAUUCUGGGACACCAGGAACCCAUCAGAACCUCUCAAAGUUCUGGCAGAGCAUUCACACUGGGUUUGGUCUGUGAAGUACAAUCACUUCCAUGACCAGUUGUUGCUGAGCUCCAGCAGUGACAGCCGGGUCAUCUUACACAGUGUGGUGUCCCUCUCCUCAGAGCCAUACGGUCAUCUAGCAGAAAAUGAAGAUGACAGCGAUGAAGAUGCUGAAGACAAAUCAGUUGAGCCACCGAAGGAUGGCGUUAUAGCGACUUAUGAAGAACACGAGGACAGCGUGUAUGCCUCAUGUUGGUCCACAGCCGACCCCUGGGUCUUCGCCUCCCUCAGUUAUGAUGGUCGUCUUGUGAUAAACAGAGUUCCUCGUGCAGAAAAAUACAAAAUUCUUUUAUGAUGUCAAUCUCCCCAACUGAACAUUAUUGAAAUACAGAAUAGUUAUUUCUAAAUAUGACAAUUCUGAUAUUUAUGUUAACAUUUUACUAAGGAUGUAACUAGUAAGAUGUAUUUUAUUUAUUGGAUUAAAGUUAUUACUUUAUA
Ostrea edulis (European flat oyster) is the source of this 1369-nucleotide messenger RNA. RefSeq names its product EARP and GARP complex-interacting protein 1-like. Gene Ontology annotation, biological process: protein ubiquitination. The record is from RefSeq and is a predicted model, not a curated record. Gene Ontology annotation, molecular function: protein binding. The transcript is spliced from 9 exons. The coding region runs from base 93 to 1226 and encodes 377 amino acids. Lineage: Eukaryota; Metazoa; Mollusca; Bivalvia; Ostreida; Ostreidae.